This is a messenger RNA of Cyprinodon variegatus (sheepshead minnow), 1483 nucleotides long. It is a transcript of the gene zfand2a, whose product is annotated as zinc finger, AN1-type domain 2A. The transcript is spliced from 10 exons. Gene Ontology annotation, biological process: protein targeting to ER; proteasome-mediated ubiquitin-dependent protein catabolic process. Lineage: Eukaryota; Metazoa; Chordata; Actinopteri; Cyprinodontiformes; Cyprinodontidae. The record is from RefSeq and is a predicted model, not a curated record. Gene Ontology annotation, molecular function: zinc ion binding. Gene Ontology annotation, cellular component: cytoplasm; endoplasmic reticulum. The coding region runs from base 210 to 1037 and encodes 275 amino acids.
CGUGACACAGCUAAACAGGUGAAGAGCUUCUCAAAGGAGGCAGCAGGAGUCAACGAACCUACAGUACGGAAUAAAACUAUCGGAAAACAAAACAGAGUUACCUUAUUUAUCUGAGAGAAUAUAUUGAAUUUCUUUGUUUGAGACCAAAGACUGAAAAGAAAGCCGAAUCUGCAUUGAAACCUUUAAUUUACACCAGAGGACCUUUAAAUAUGGAGUUUCCUGAUUUGGGAGAGCACUGCUCUGAGAAUACCUGUAAACGUUUAGAUUUUCUUCCAAUGAGAUGUGAUGCUUGUCAGGAGAUCUUCUGCAAGGAUCACAUUACCUAUGCAAAUCACAAAUGCACAUCUUCCUACAAAAAGGAUGUCCAGGUACCAGUUUGCCCAUUGUGUAACACUCCUAUUCCCAUAAAAAGAGGAGAGAUGCCUGACAUUAAAGUUGGGGAGCACAUCGACCGGGAUUGCAAAUCGGACCCGGCGCAAAGGAAGAGAAAGAUAUUCACCAAUAAAUGUUCUAAAGGUGGCUGUAAACAAAAGGAAAUGAUACGAGUCACCUGCGAUCAGUGUCAUUUAAAUUACUGUCUCAAACAUCGCCACCCUCUAGACCACGAUUGUAAGACGGAUGGAAAGCCUCUUUCCAAGUCUGGAAAUGCUGCUUUAAUGAGGUCCCGAGGUGCUUCCUCCUCUUCUGCCUCUAGUUCUCGUUCAUCUGCUUCAGGAAACCCCAGACCCGUUUCUAACGGUUCAACCAUAAAUAGUAGAGCUCACAGCUCAGGCUCUACCCCACGGAUUCCUACAUCCGUUUCAGCACAGAAUGUAAUACCCCCUUCAGCAUCAUUUCAGGCAAACAUGACAGAGGAGCAGGCUUUACAAAGAGCUCUAGAGAUGUCCUUGGCUGAAACAAGGCCAGCUGUUCAGCCGACCCUAAGCCCUCAGGAGCAGGAGGAUCUGGCUCUGGCUCAGGCUCUCGCUGCCAGCGAAGAAGAAUACAGACGUCAACAACAGAGACAACAGGUACCCGGCAAGCUUAGGCACCAGUAGCAUGCUUACUGGAACACAUGGAAGGGAGACUAAACAAUCCACCUGCUGCCUUUCGUAGUCUAUGGGCUUGAUUUAUGCUUUAAGCUGUGCGAAUGAUUUGCUAUGAACUGUAUUACUAAGUCAAUACUCAGAAUAAGUGAUUGUUCCAUGAAGAAUUACUCUUGAAGGUUGCUGCAAUCUUGCCGCUUUCCACAUAUAAGCACAUGUACUUUUCUGCAGGAUCUGUCAUUUUUAUGAAAUCGAUAUCCGUGUAAAUAUUUUAUAUGCCAAUCACGAUGAAUCUAUUAUAUUGCCUCAUAUAGAUAAUGAAUAAAUUAAAGGUGCACUUGAAUUUUAACUUAGUCCUGUGAUUGUAAUCUAAUGCUCUUCAAUAAAAGUGAAGGUUGCUAUUAAAGCACAUCAGGAAGUCCAUCACAGAAGUGGAGUGGAAUAAAUUUGCCCACCCU